Mercurialis annua (annual mercury) is the source of this 2062-nucleotide messenger RNA. Its product is annotated as protein TIC 62, chloroplastic. NCBI's taxonomy places the organism in Eukaryota, Viridiplantae, Streptophyta, Magnoliopsida, Malpighiales, Euphorbiaceae. The transcript is spliced from 14 exons. The coding region runs from base 125 to 1855 and encodes 576 amino acids. The record is from RefSeq and is a predicted model, not a curated record.
AAGAGAAUGCCACAACCGCCAAAUUGCAAAAUCCCACCAAAAAAGAUGAUAAAAAAUAGAGUCUUUUUGCUGUUCUUGAAGCCUAAUAGAAACCUAAGUUGAAACAAAUUCACUUCAUUAAAACAUGGACACUUACUCCUUGCAAUCAUCAGCCAUUACUACCAUACCCACUUCGUUAACUAAAACUGGGUUGCUUGACAAAUCUUGUUUGUAUGGUCAGGUCAUUAAGUUCCCCAAUUUCAGUAAGUACCCACUUGCUAAAAAGAUUGCAACUUUUCACAUCAAGGCUCAAGCUUCAGGUGUCACCAAAUUCAGCUCAGGGGUAGUUGAAGCAAUUUCAAAAGAAGCAGACAUCAAAGAUGAUAAUAUUGUGUUUGUUGCUGGUGCUACUGGUAAAGUUGGCUCGCGAACAGUGAGGGAGCUUCUCAAACUUGGUUUUCGAGUUCGAGCUGGUGUCAGAAGUUCCCAAAGAGCACAAAAUCUUCUCCAGAGCGUUAAGCAAAUGAAAUAUGAUGGUGAAGGAGCUCAGCCUGUAGAAAAGCUUGAAAUCGUGGAAUGUGAUUUGGAGAAACCAAAUGAGAUUGGAUCAGCAUUAGGCAAUGCAUCUGUUGUUAUAUGCUGCAUUGGAGCUAGUGAGAAGGAGGUGUUUGACAUUACAGGACCUUAUCGGAUUGAUUUUCAGGCCACCAAAAACCUCGUUGAUGCAGCAACUGCCGAAAAAGUUAAACAUUUCCUUAUGGUGUCAUCACUGGGAACAAAUAAAAUUGGAUUUCCUGCAGCUAUUCUAAACUUGUUUUGGGGUGUUCUGUAUUGGAAGAGAAAAGCAGAAGAAGCUCUCAUAGCGAGUGGUAUCCCUUACACUAUAGUGAGACCUGGAGGAAUGGAGCGGCCUACUGAUUCUUAUAAAGAAACACAUAAUAUUACCCUGUCAGAGGAAGAUACUUUAUUUGGCGGUCAGGUGUCAAAUCUUCAGAUUGCUGAACUCCUGGCAUUUAUGGCUGCAAACCGUGAGCUUUCAUACUGUAAAGUGGUGGAAGUGAUUGCAGAGACAACUGCACCUCUUACACCUCUGGAUAAGCUUCUCACAAAAAUACCAGCUCAGCGCAGGAUGCCUAAGGAACCAGCUUCUCCAAAGAAAGUUGUGACUGAGGCUCAAAGUCCAAGCCCUGCAAUUGAGAAGGAACCCGAGCCGCCAAAAUCUAAAAUAUCAAGGCCACUCUCUCCAUAUGCUGCUUAUGAUGAUUUAAAACCACCUACUUCCCCUACUUCAAUUCCAUCCGGUGGUGAGAAAAAGAUUAGCAGUUCAGCAGAUGUGGUGGUAAAGCCUGAAACUGUAGAUGCUCAACCAAGCUCAUUAGCGGUUGCAUCUGGAACUCCUGAAACAAUACCAUCCCCAGUAGAAGUGAAAAAACCAAGGCCUCUUUCUCCUUACGCAGCUUAUCCUGAUCUGAAGCCACCUAGCUCUCCAAGCCCAACACCAAGUGGUCCUAAGGUAACACCUUCUAGUCCACCACCAACAACAGCACAAGUCGAAUCACCAGCAACCGGAGGCAAUGAUGUUGCAACAAUCACAAGUAGCAGUGAUGCCAAGGAUUCUCCUCUGGGUUCGAGUUCUAGUCAUUCACCCUUCCAAGCAUAUGAUGAUCUCAAACCCCCAACAUCACCAACUCCCACCGCACCAGUGGAAUCAACUCCACCGUCUCCCACGACUGAUGUACCUAAUGUGAGCGAACCGCCAUCAGCAACAACAGUGGAUGAGCAAGAAAAGGCCGAAUCAAAACCCAGACCACUCUCACCUUAUACCAUGUAUGAAGACUUGAAACCUCCAACUUCUCCAACACCGUCUGGAAAUUGAAUCGAAAGAAGUAGUAAUAUAUUCAUUUAAAAGCCAAGCACCAAUAAAUCAUUGCAUUGCAUGGCAUUUGUAUCGUAUGAAGAGGCUAGCGGCUGAUAUUGCAUGCGGGAGUCUGUUCCAUGAAUAGUUUUUGCUAUGUAUAAACUGACACAAGUUUCAUUGUUGAAUCCAUUUCGUUUUAUCAUUUAUAAUGUGUUAAUUGGCUCA